This is a messenger RNA of Peromyscus eremicus (cactus mouse), 1191 nucleotides long. RefSeq names its product protein NipSnap homolog 3B. The record is from RefSeq and is a predicted model, not a curated record. The transcript is spliced from 6 exons. Bases 72 to 815 code for a protein of 247 amino acids. Gene Ontology annotation, cellular component: mitochondrion. Lineage: Eukaryota; Metazoa; Chordata; Mammalia; Rodentia; Cricetidae.
GCGCGCCAGGAAGUGGGGAGAGCGCGAGUCCAAGCACUGGCGGCGGUCUUUCUGCGCGCUCCAGACGUGCCAUGCUCACGCUCCGAAGCGGCCUGAGGAAGGCGCUGGCCCUGCGGGCGCUGGCGCCUCAGGUAUGUUCACCUUUUGCCACAGGUCCCAGGCAAAGCGAUGGGACGUUAUAUGAAUUCCGCACCUAUUUUCUCAAGCCUUCAAAGACAAAUGAGUUCCUGGAAAAUUUUAAGAAAAGUGUUCACCUUCGGACAGCUCACUCUGAAAUGAUUGGAUAUUGGAGUGUAGAAUUUGGAGGCCAAACAAACAAAGUAUUCCAUAUUUGGAAGUAUGAUAAUUUUGCUCAUCGAACUGCAGUUCGCAAAGCCUUAGCUAAUGAUAAGGAAUGGCAAGAGCAAUUCCUCAUUCCAAAUUUGGCUUUCAUUGAUAAACAAGAAGUUGAGAUUACCUACCUGGUACCAUGGUGCAAGAUAGGAACACCUCCCAAGGAAGGAGUCUAUGAAUUGGCUACUUUUCAGAUGAAACCUGGUGGCCCAGCUCUGUGGGGUAAUGCAUUCAAAAGGGCAGUAAAUGCCCACGUUGAUCUCGGCUACUCUACACUAGUUGGUGUUUUCCACACUGAAUAUGGAGCCCUCAACAGAGUCCAUGUUCUUUGGUGGAACGAGAGCGCGGACAGUCGCGCAGCUGGGAGACAUCGGUCUCAUGAGGAUCCCAGAGUCGUGGCUGCUGUUCGGGAAAGUGUCAAUUACCUCGAGUCUCAGCAGAAUAUGUUCCUGAUCCCAGCGUCCUUUUCACCACUGAAGUAGCUUCCGACCUGACGUCAGACAUCCCAGUCACUGACGUGAGAUGUGUCUGCAGCGGGUGCUCAUUUCUCCCGAGAGAAUCAUUGUCUUUGUUGUCUGAAGGAGGUGGUGAGUUACCUCACUGUGCCCUCUGCAUCUUAAGGCUACCUGUGUCCAUUACUACCAGUAAAAAUUUCGGUUCAUUUUCGCCGUGCCAUUUCAUGUCUACCACACGUGAGAAGGAGUUGCUGUUACUCCAUGACCCUGGUACUUUAUUGUUCCACAAUAUCUUGUCUUCUGUGAUUUUAUGACUCAUUGCUGUCUUAUAUUCAAAUAAUGAUUUUGAAAUUUUUUGCCUGGAAAUAUUUUUAAAUUAGUUAAAUACAGUAUCUAUAUUUUU